AUGCCGUCAGUUGAAGUGUUGGAAGAAAACAGUAAUACUGAUACUCAGGCAGUUAUUGGUAUUAUAUACCCUCCUCCUGAGGUCAGAAACAUUGUUGACAAAACUGCCAGUUUUGUCGCGAGAAAUGGACCAGAAUUUGAAGCUAGAAUUCGACAAAAUGAGCUGGGAAAUCCAAAGUUUAAUUUUCUUAAUUCCGGAGAUCCUUACAAUGCUUAUUAUCAGCAUAGAGUCAAAGAUAUUCGAGAAGGAAAAGGAGAUCAAUUUCAUCAAUCUUUUCAAAAAACUCAUAGUACAUCAGUUCACCAAAAGCAGCAAGAAAUAUUAAAACAAGUUGCAGAACAACCAUUUGUUCCUAAAGAUCCUCCUCCUGAAUUUGAAUUUUUAGCAGAUCCACCUUCUAUUUCUGCAUUAGAUUUGGAUAUUGUAAAAUUAACUGCUCAAUUUGUCGCAAGAAACGGAAGAACUUUUUUAACCAAUUUAAUGAACAGAGAACAAAGAAAUUUUCAGUUCGAUUUUUUAAGACCACAGCAUUCUUUGUUUGUCUAUUUCACAGUUUUAUUAAAACAAUACACCAAAGUUUUGCUUCCUCCAAAAGAUUUAAUGUCCAAACUGAAAGAAGAAAGUGAAUCGAUGAGUAAAAUAUUAGAACAAGUCAAAUAUAAGGCUGAAUGGAUAAAAUACCAGGAACAACAAAAGCAGAAAGAAGAGGAAGCUUUAGAAAAAGAAAGAGUUGCAUAUGCCCAAAUAGAUUGGCAUGACUUUGUUGUCGUUGAAACAGUAGAUUAUCAACCGCAUGAAACAGGAAAUUUUCCAGCUCCUACAACUCCAGAUGAAGUUGGAGCUAGAGUUUUAAUGCAGGAAAGAAUGGAGGAUGGAGAAGAAAAUGAAAUGCAAAUGGGAUCGGAACCUGAGGAAGAAUUAGACGAUAAUGAGGAUGAAGAUGAUAGGCAAGAUUUAGAUGAUCAAGAAGAUGAAACUGAAGAUUUGGCCAUAAUGGAAGAUUUGACUUUAGAAAAAGGAGCAAAAGAUGACAAUCAGGUUCAAGAUAUGGAAGAAGAUUCUUCAUCGGAAGAUGAAUCUGAUAAAAUUAAUAAAAUUACAAAUAGUCAAGCUACUUCUAAAGUAACAAAAGUUAUAGCCAUUUCAAAAGAUGGAAACAGUCAACCGUUACCUCUUCCACCUUCGUUAGAUAAAGUUGUAAUUAAAAAAGGAUAUGAUCCUAAACAAGCUUCGAAAAAACUGGCGAAUCUACCUCCGGAUGAAUACCUUAUUUCUCCAAUCAAUGGAGAAAGAAUUCCUGUAAGUAAAGUGCAGGAACACAUGAGGAUAGGUUUAUUAGAUCCACGUUGGGUAGAACAGCGUGACCGGCAGAUUCAAGAAAAAAUGAAUCAGGAAACCGUAUAUGCUCCAGGUGCUGCCAUCGAAGCUAGUUUAAAACAAUUAGCCGAACGUCGUACUGAUAUAUUUGGUGUCGGUGAUGAAGAAACAGCUAUCGGUAAGAAAAUUGGAGAGGAAGACAAAAAAAAAGAUGAUAAAGUUACUUGGGACGGACAUACUUCUAGCGUGGAAGCUGCAACAAGAGCGGCUCGAGCUAACAUUACUCUUGAAGAUCAGAUUCAUCAAAUUCAUAAAGUUAAAGGUUUAUUGCCUGAUGAAGAAAAAGAGAAAAUUGGACCAAAACCUGCUACAAAUCGAAGAGCUGGAGCAGGUCAAAUAACUUCACCCGAUGGCAAAAUAUCAAAACAAGUUGCUCCUCUUCCAAAACAAACACAAGGUGCAACUUUAAAAUCGGCACCUGUACCUCAAAAGCCACUUCCACCAAAGCCAAAUCCUGCUCCUCCUCCACAACAACCUCCCAUUGCGAUGACUCCUAUACCACCACCCCCUGGUAUGAUACCUCAGAAUCCUAUGAUGAUGAUGGCACCGAUCAGACAACCAAUCAUGGGUUUCCCUGUUCCUGGACCUCCUGGUUUAGCACCUCCGGGUAUGGCUCCUCCCGGACUGGCUCCACCAGGCUUAACUAUGCCGACUCCGACUUUCAUCGCACCUCCCGGAACGAUUCCAGAGCCACCGGGCCAGGCUAUGAAACACGUAGCAUCUUCAAUGAUGGAAGAAGAAGAAACUGUACCGGCGAAAAAGCAACGAACGGAAGAAACGUUACUUCCCGAAAGUGAAUUCCUUAACAAGUACAAGAACAAGCCAAUCGUGGUUAAAGUAUUGGUUCCCAUGACUCAAGAGAAACCCGAAUGGAAACUUAACGGUCAGUUAAUAUCAAUGAUUUUACCAUUGACGGAUUCGGUAGCCGUGGUAAAGUCAAAAGUUCACGAGGAAACGGGAAUGCCACCGGGAAAGCAAAAAAUACACCUCGAAGGUUUAUUUUUAAAAGAUUCAAAUUCUUUAGCUUAUUAUAAUAUAUUGCCGGGAACGAUACUCCAGUUACAAAUCAAGGAAAGAGGUGGUAGAAAAAAAUAA
Molecule: messenger RNA, 2472 nt
Organism: Pediculus humanus corporis (human body louse)
Lineage: Eukaryota; Metazoa; Arthropoda; Insecta; Psocodea; Pediculidae
Product: Splicing factor 3 subunit, putative
Exons: 11
Coding region: 1-2472 (823 amino acids)
Biological process (GO): mRNA cis splicing, via spliceosome; regulation of alternative mRNA splicing, via spliceosome
Cellular component (GO): catalytic step 2 spliceosome; U2-type prespliceosome; U2 snRNP
Molecular function (GO): protein binding; RNA binding
Source: RefSeq, a predicted model, not a curated record